AUGUCCUGCAAGCUUGCAGUCGUCGCCCGCAAAGAUCUGGGCAUGUCUGCAGGUAAGCUGGCUGCGCAGGUGGGCCACGCAGUGCACGACACCGUGACCGAAUGCGAUCCGAAGAAGUUGGACGCGUGGGAAGAGGACGGCUCCAUGAUUGUAGUGUUGGAAGCCAAUUCUGAGGAGGAGCUCAAAGGCCUGGAGGCGUUGGCAAAGCGGCAAAGCUUGCAGGUCGCGCCUAUAACGGACGAGGGUCUGACGGAGGUGGAAGAUGAGACAUUGACCGUGCUGGCCAUCGGCCCCGAUGCAUCCAAGAAGGUAGACACCGUGACGGGCAAGCUGAGUCUCUAUCGCGACGAGGCUGCUGAGCUACGCGAGAAGCUCAAGGCGGCAGAAAGCGAGCUGGCAAAACUGAAGGAGCGUUCUGAGAUGUGA
Symbiodinium sp. CCMP2592 is the source of this 426-nucleotide messenger RNA. NCBI's taxonomy places the organism in Eukaryota, Dinophyceae, Suessiales, Symbiodiniaceae. The record is from the annotation of a GenBank genome assembly.